Cajanus cajan (pigeon pea) is the source of this 1661-nucleotide messenger RNA. RefSeq names its product aluminum-activated malate transporter 2. Gene Ontology annotation, biological process: malate transport. The record is from RefSeq and is a predicted model, not a curated record. NCBI's taxonomy places the organism in Eukaryota, Viridiplantae, Streptophyta, Magnoliopsida, Fabales, Fabaceae.
UCAUAUCUUUGUGCUUUGUUACUCAUUUUCUUAGUUCAAAGAGAGAUGGCAUCUCCAAACACAAACCAACAGAAAGAAGGGGUAGUUGGUCGAGUAUUGGCCUUGUCAAAGGUUGUUAAGGAGAAGGUGUUGGGCAUUUCUAGGUUAACAAAAGAGAUAGCCCAAGAUGAUCCUAGAAAAGUGAUUCAUUCACUAAAAGUUGGUCUUUCAAUCUCAAUGGUUUCUCUAUUAUAUUACUACCAACCACUGUACGAGAAUUUUGGUCUUUCAGCAAUGUGGGCUGUGAUGACUGUUGUGGUUGUUUUUGAGUACACAGUCGGAGCCACUCUAGGAAAAGGUUUGAAUAGGGCUAUUGCAACGUUUGGAGCUGGUGCUCUUGGUGUUGGGGCUCAUUACUUAGCUAGCCUAGCUGGAACAACAGGGGAACCCAUAUUGAUUGGCACAUUUGUCUUUGUGCAAGCUGCCAUAGCAUCAUUUAUAAGGUUUUUUCCGAAAGUGAAGGCAAGAUAUGAUUACGGGAUGCUUAUAUUCAUCUUGACAUUUUCUUUGAUAUCUGUAUCUGGUUUUCGAGACGAUGAGGUAUUGGAAAUGGCACACAAGAGGCUAUUAACCAUUGUUAUAGGAGGUUCAGCUUGUGUGAUGAUUUCUAUUUUUGUUUGUCCUGUGUGGGCUAGUGAAGAGUUCCACUAUUCCAUUGCUAACAAGUUGGAAAUACUUGGUGACUUCUUGGAAGCUUUUGUACAUGAAUAUUUUAAGAUAUCAAAAGAAGGAGAAUCUGAAGACAACAAAGGAGACUUUAAAGACAAGUCGUUUUUAGAAGGUUAUAAAAAGGUUCUCAAUUCUAAAAGUAGUGAUGACUCUCUGGCCAAUUUUGCAAGAUGGGAGCCAGGUCAUGGCAAGUUCAAAUUUCAUCAUCCUUGGGACUUGUACCUUAAAAUUGGUGCCAUUUCUCGUCAAUGUGCAUAUCGAAUGGAAGCUUUAAAUGCACAACUUAGUUCUGACACCCAAGGUUCUUUUGAAGUUCGUUGCACCAUCCAAGAACUAUGUUCAGAAAUGAGUUUGGAAUCAAGCAAGGCCUUGAAGGAACUAGGAUCAUCAAUUAGAACAAUGACUAGGCCAUCUUCUUCGGAUACACAUGUUGCAAGUGCAAAAGCUGCAAUGAAAAGCCUUAAGUCAUUGCUCAAAUCAAAUUCAUGGAAAGAAACAAACCUUUUAUCACUUAUACCAGUUGUGACAGUGGCUUCACUACUGAUAGAUAUCGUUGAAUUCACGGAGAAAAUAGCAGAUUUAGUUAAUGAUCUUGCCACCCUUACACAGUUUGGUACUGAAAAUACAAAUCAAGCCCCAAAACCACCUCAAUCUCCACAUUGUGAAUCGGGUCUCAAGACUGACAACCUCCAACUUGUUAUUUUAGUAGAAGAUUCAGUGCUAACAACUUCAGAGAGUGAAAAAUCAAACAUGGUUUAAGAAUUCAUAUACAUAAAGGAUUUUAAUAAUCAUCAUUGCUUCAACAUUGAAUCAAAGCUAUUCACAACAAAAAUUAAUGGUGUGUAUUGCACCAUAUUAAGUAUCUAGAAGACAUACCCUGAUGUUGCUUAAACUGUGAAAUCUUGAGUAUAAUAAUAGUAAAACUAUAUUGUAAAUUUCAAUUAAUUAUUGAG